CGGCCGGAUGAUGGCGAAGGGCAAAGUACUAUGGUUAUCUGUUCUCCUCCUCGGAUCGGCGCUCUCGCAGCCCCUGCCGGGGCCGCAGUUCGACCAGCCCUGCCCUUGUUCGGAGCCCUGUCCUGGCCCGUGUCCGAGCUGUCCCAGCCCGUGUGACGGGGGCGUGACAAACGUCGCCCCCUGCAACCCUUGCGGCCCGCAAGUCAACUACGCUUAUGGACAGUCACAGCCAGGAAUAAUAACCGUCAGGCCAGGCCAGAUUCGGUUCCCUCAGCAGCCGCCCAUAGUCGUCCGCCCGGGCCCCAUCUCGCUGCCGCGCCCCCAGCCGAUCUGGGUGAAGCCCCGGCCUGUCUGUCCCCCCGCCCCUGCACCUAUCACCAUCAGGCCUCCGCCGGUGCAGCCGCCGCCACAGCCCCCGUUCACCGUGAGGGUCCCACCGGUGAUGCCGCCUGUGCUGCCCCCGAUUUGGGUUAGACCUCAGCCGGUGCCUGUGCCUUGCCCUAGCCCCAUCAAGGUCAUCCCAAGCCCAGUUCAACCGCCACUACCAACGCCAUUAGUCAUCGUUCCUCCAAGAGUCUUAGUACCCAGUCCCCCCACCAUCGUCUUCCAGCCUGACCCUCCCCAGAUCUUCAGGACCAUAGGCUGCGCUGACGUGAGGUCACUACGGAAUCAGAGUCCAUGUCCAUCUCCGAGCCCUUGGUUCUCUCCUAAUCCGUCUCCCUGUCCUCAACCUUGGUACCCUUCACCUAGCCCGUCACCCUGCCCUGAACCUUGGUACCCCUCUCCUAGCCCGUCACCUAGCCCUGAACCUUGGUUCCCUUCCCCUAGCCCCUGCCCCUACCCCCUACCUAGCCCGUCCCCCUGCCCCCUUCCUAGCCCCUGCCCCCGUCCCCUACCUAGCCCGUGCCCCUGCCCAUCACCUUGCCCGUGCAUGAACUAA
Cydia fagiglandana is the source of this 940-nucleotide messenger RNA. RefSeq lists its product as uncharacterized. The transcript is spliced from 5 exons. Bases 8 to 940 code for a protein of 310 amino acids. NCBI's taxonomy places the organism in Eukaryota, Metazoa, Arthropoda, Insecta, Lepidoptera, Tortricidae. The record is from RefSeq and is a predicted model, not a curated record.